CACACAUUCGCAUUUUAGUCGCGCUAGUGACAAGACGUGUGUUCAUGUUUUUUAUCUCAGCAAUUUUACUACCCUACUCUCCUUGUUUUGUGUCUAUUUCUGUGCACUAUCUCAGUGUUUAGUUAUUCAUUUUAUUUAAAAAUGGCCAACGAUAUCAAGAUUACCAACGUCAAUAAAGCCAUCAAAAACUUGCAAAAAGUUUUCGAAGAUCAUCCUCGCACCGCAGCAAACAUCCAACUACCUGCUAAGGAGCUUAUUUCCCUUACUCAGAACCUAAUUACACACUUCAAAGCUACAAUUUCAAGCCUCACUUCUGAAGUAGAAGGAUACAAAUCCAUCAUUGACAAACACCUUUUGGACAAAGAUGAAAAACUUCAAACAAUUCUAGAUAAGAUAAAUUCAAACUCUAACAACACCACACCACAAUACAACACCAUUGCUCAAAUCCCCCCUAGACCAAUCAACAAAACGGUUCUCGUAAAACCUAAAAACAACUUGUUAACCCCCCCUCAAGCUAAAGAUGCCAUCUGCAAUGCUAUUCCAACCGGAGAUAUCAAAUGUAAUCAGAUUUCCAUCAACAAAUCGAAUGUGGCAUACAAGUUCUCUUGCGAAAAUAGUAAAAACAAAUUCAUUAAUUUGAUCAAAUCUAAUGAAAGCCUCAAUUUGUCCUUGGAAGCAUAUGAGCCCACUCCUAAAUGCCCAACCAUCAUCCUCAAAAAUCUUGACUAUUCAACAAACGAAUCUGAUAUUAUAAACAAUUUGGUAAUUCAAAACGACCUUAAAGAUUUUGACCACCAUUUGAAGCUUCUGUUUACAAUUAAAAAACGCUUUUAUUACGACGCUGUUCUUUGUGUAUCUCCACACAUUUAUGACUCACUGACUCAACGCACUCUUUUUAUCGGAUGGACAGCUGUCAAUGCCCAAAAUAUGUUUCUUUUAGGGCAUUGUAGCAAGUGUUUGAGUUUCCAACAUCGUACUAACGACUGCUCAAAUCAUCUUAAAAAAUGCAAAAAUUGCUCUCUUUCUUUCUCAAACGCACAUGUAAACAAUAAACAUUCGGAAUUCUCCCUCCAUAUCCGAAACUGCUCCACCCUCAAGUGCUGUCACUGCCACGAUAAAAACAUGAUAUCUGAUCACGCUGCACUGUCAGAAAAUUGUCCAUUCUAUCGUCAAAAAAUCCAAUUCGUUUGGGAAAAGACAUGUUAUGAUCCCACAACCAAAGUUCAAUUUUUCAAUAAACCCUCCAACAUUAUAACAACAAACUCCCCUAACAAUAACAACACUACAAUCUCUCCCCACUACAACACAACAGGUUCCACCAACACCACUAUCAAUCACACACUCACCACAACUAUCCAACAACUCCCCCCCUCCCCCUCAUCUGUUUAAUUCACUUUCAUGGAUCCAAUCAAAUUUAU
Molecule: messenger RNA, 1418 nt
Organism: Dermatophagoides pteronyssinus (European house dust mite)
Lineage: Eukaryota; Metazoa; Arthropoda; Arachnida; Sarcoptiformes; Pyroglyphidae
Source: RefSeq, a predicted model, not a curated record